AUCGUCAUCACUCGACGUUUUGCUCGGUGCGCUGCGAAUUGCCGCGAUCAGUCCGAAACGCCAGAAUUUGUUGCGCACAACAGUGCAAAUUACUUCUAUACCUUGCUCGUGCAACCAGAGCACGAAACGCAGCUUGUGAGAGCGCUGUCAUCACCUCCUUGCCUUUUGCAGGAGUUGCAGUGCCGCGAAACGGUCGCGAGAGACACGAAGCGUUGCGUACGCAGCGCCACGGACCCACGGGACGCCGCCAUGCAGCUCAAACUCGCGCUCCUGUGCCUCGUCACCGGUGCCGAUGCGUUCGCAGCCGGCAGCACCGUCCGACGGACCACACGCCUCGCCGCGGCUGCCGACGAGUUCCCGCGGGAGACGGCGCGAGCGGCCUACUCGCGCUUCGACGACGUCUGCGCCGACGAAGAGUGCGACGCCCGCGAGCUAGCCGAGGACAAUGGCUGGGACGAGCUCCGGCGGCUCGCGCGGCGCGAGGAGGCCCAGGACCGCGCGGCCGCCGAGAAGGCCGCCAUCGCGGCGUUCCGGUUGCGCCUCGAGGAGCGCUGGUAGAGCGCGCGCCGUGGGUCCGCGGCUCCGCGGCGCGGACCGUCCCAUGUACUUUCCCCAAGUUUAAAAUUGUCAAGU
Molecule: messenger RNA, 633 nt
Organism: Pelagomonas calceolata
Lineage: Eukaryota; Pelagophyceae; Pelagomonadales; Pelagomonadaceae
Source: the annotation of a GenBank genome assembly